AUGGAACGACCCGGAGGCGCGCACGAUCUGUCGACGCGCGAGUCGUCGCCGCCCGAGGUGGCCGGACCGGGGAACAAAGAGGAGAGCGCGCGCGCCGGGGACACGGGCGAGAGCCCCGGCGCGCGCGGCGGCUCCGGCGCGGACCGCGACUCGAAGCCGCGCGGCGGCGGCGGCGAGACGAGCGCGGACGCGCGGCCGUCGCUGCCGCGGUUCGAUUUUCACGACUUUCCGCGAAAGACGAAUCAGGCGCGUCCCGCGCGCCGGUUCCCGUACGACCGCGUUCGCGUGGUGAACGCCGUUCCUUAA
Molecule: messenger RNA, 306 nt
Organism: Micromonas pusilla CCMP1545
Lineage: Eukaryota; Viridiplantae; Chlorophyta; Mamiellophyceae; Mamiellales; Mamiellaceae
Exons: 1
Coding region: 1-306 (101 amino acids)
Source: RefSeq, a predicted model, not a curated record